UCUGAUUUCUGCGUCGGUCUCGCCAGCGUCAUGGUGAUCUACGUGCGCUGGAAAACCACGCACGUCGUGGACGACGUCGAAGAGCAGACUGUAGGAGACGUGCGCUCCCGCUUGUGCCAGGCAGAGGGUCUGCCCCUGAAGGAGGUGAGGCUGUACGCCGCGGGCUCACUCCUCGAGGACGACAGCUUCGCCCUGGCCGACCUGAGCGUUGACACCAUCGAGGUCAACGUUGCCCUUAGGGGAGGGAAGGUCCACGGGUCCCUGUCCCGCGCAGGGAAGGUCAAGGGCCAGACGCCCUUCGUAGAAAAGAAGGAGAAGAAGAGGGGCAAGCGCGGCCGGGCGAAGCGCAGGGAGCAGUACGAGCGCCGCCUCUUCCUCGAGAGAGUGUCCUCCUCGGGCAGCAAAGGGCCCAAUGCCCAGGGAGGCUCCAGUGCGUAGUGAGCACUGCCAGUGC
Molecule: messenger RNA, 454 nt
Organism: Penaeus vannamei (Pacific white shrimp)
Lineage: Eukaryota; Metazoa; Arthropoda; Malacostraca; Decapoda; Penaeidae
Product: ubiquitin-like FUBI-ribosomal protein eS30 fusion protein
Biological process (GO): translation
Cellular component (GO): cytosolic small ribosomal subunit; ribosome
Molecular function (GO): structural constituent of ribosome; protein binding
Source: RefSeq, a predicted model, not a curated record